AUGGCCUCCAAUGACGAUGUGGACGACCUCUUCGAUUAUGACGCCGGGCUAGACGAUAUUCUUCGAGAAGUAGAGCAGAAGACAAGAAAGACCGCCGACUCAGCUAGCAACAACCCAACCAAACCGGACGGCGAUAUCCUUGGUAUCGAUGAUGAGAUCAAGGUUACUAAGAAGCGGGCACCGAUAGUGAAACUUGACGAAACGAGGCUAUUAUCCCAAGCUGGUAUCCCCAAACUCCGGAAAACAGCAAAGACGAAACUUAAACUGAAGGGGAAAGGCCAUGAAUUCUCUGAUGCUGCUCGGUUACUCAAUUUUUACCAGCUAUGGCUAGACGACUUAUACCCCCGCGCAAAGUUUUCUGAUGGCUUGUCUAUAAUUGAGAAAUUGGGCCAUACUAAACGAUUACAAGUGAUGCGGAAAGAGUGGAUUGACGAGGGGAAAUCAAGAACAAGAGGAAUCGAUAAUGAGGCGGAUGAUAAUACAAUGAAACACAACCUUCCUUCACGGGAAAAGGGAGAGCGACAGCAAGGGCAGCUGGAGCCAGGUGGGAAAGAAGGUAGCCUCUUCACCUCGUCCACACAACCCAAACCGGAUGUUGUUAAGUCUAUUUUUGGUGGAGAUGGUGAUGGGCGAAGGGACUUUAACAGCACAGCGGGGGAUGACGAACUCUUCGUUUCAGGGGAUGAGAUUAUGACUGACCUACUACCCCGCGAGGGUGUCAACAACGAGAAGGAUUCUGGCGGGGACAAUGCACCUGGUGAGGAUGAUGAUCUAGACAUGCUUCUUGCCGGAGGGGAUAGUAAUGCCGGCCCAAACAUCAUACCCAGAUCGAGUACUGUUGGAGCCACAUCCAAGUCAGUCGAGGACGACUAUGAGAACGACUGGGAGGCAAUGCAAGACGACAUGUAA
This is a messenger RNA of Arthroderma uncinatum, 909 nucleotides long. RefSeq names its product chromosome segregation in meiosis protein 3. NCBI's taxonomy places the organism in Eukaryota, Fungi, Ascomycota, Eurotiomycetes, Onygenales, Arthrodermataceae. Gene Ontology annotation, molecular function: DNA binding. The transcript has 3 exons. Gene Ontology annotation, biological process: replication fork processing; replication fork arrest; DNA replication checkpoint signaling. The record is from RefSeq and is a predicted model, not a curated record. Bases 1 to 909 code for a protein of 302 amino acids. Gene Ontology annotation, cellular component: nucleus; replication fork protection complex.